AUGGCACCGUUACCAUCAAAGUCUGAUAAGUUGUAUAUCGAUGCCGUGUCGCCUCUGCACUUGCUGUUCCUGAAGGUGCUAUUUCCUCACAACCUUACCAUGCUAGUCACGAGAAAAAUACUCUUUGGGCUUUUCGCUUCGAUAUCUGUCACUGGAGCGGUUAUAUUUAAACCCCAAAAUGAGUUCCAAGAGCUUUCUGGAUUCAAUGCCUCCUUUGCUGUGGACUUGGGGCCUUGGUUCAAUAAUCGUGCAUUUGGAAUGAAGCCUAAUGAAUCGAGCUUCGAUGGUGAUGGCAACUCUUACCCAGCAGCAGAAAUGCCACCCGAGACAUUUUCAUACGGAGGAUUCAAUUAUCGCUUCUCAGCAUAUAAUCGCUCAGGCUACGACAAUAUGUUAUUAAAAGGUCAGGAGCUCAAAGUACCCCGUGGUAAAUACUUUAGCUACCAGAUGCUUGCCUCUUCAGAGUCAGGAAUGGCAGCUGGCUCGGUAACCGCCAAAUAUGCCGAUGGAACCAACACCACUGGACCGUUGCUGGUCCCAGCUUGGUGGAACUGGCCAUAUCCUGCCGGAGGAGACUUGGUCUUUUCAUCUUACUUGACUGAAAAUACUACCAACUUCAAUAGAUCCAACAUCUUCCAAACCAUCAAUUGGCUCGACUCCUCGAGAGAGCUUGUCUCAUUGACUUUCCCCAAGUCCUCAUCCGGGUCAUCGACUUCUCCAGGAGGAGCUUCUGUUGAAACCAAGCUUCAUGUAUUUGCAUUGUCGAUGCUACCAGUGUUGAACCACAGUUCGCAAUCAAUCCAAUUGGAGACACAAUAUGCCCGCUCAACCCAGAAGUGGAUGGAGGGUACUGACAAAGUACAAAUCGUGGAGGUUCUCGUUAAUAACUUUGGAUCUUCGUUUGCUCUACGGAAUAAUAGUGUGCGUGUUCAAAUUGAGUCUCCAGGUCUUGAAACUGUGACAGAAGGUGUGAUCCAUCGUCUCGGACCCGGUGAUCAGGCCACAGUUGAGGUUGGUGUUCGAAACCGCGAAGGAGCGACACCCGGAAAUACUGGCCCAGCCACUGUGGUUAUCAAGGGUCGGAAUGUUGCAUCUGUCAAGUAUACAUUCCAGGCAACCUAUGGUAUUGGUCUUUAUGAGGCUACCUAUGAGUCGGUUUACAGUCACGAAUCGCCAGCCUGGUAUAACAAUGCCAAGUAUGGGAUUUUCAUUCACUGGGGAAUUUACUCGGUACCUGCCUGGGGAAAUACGGGAUCCAAAGAAAACUAUGCAGAAUGGUAUUGGUGGUGGCUUGGCCAGGGGCCGAACUAUCCAACUGAUGUAUACGACUAUCAUCUGAAGAAAUACGGACCGAAUGUAGUAUACGACGAUUUCAUUCAAAAUUUCACUGUGGAUGCCUGGAAUCCAAAAGAAUGGGUAGAUCUCUUUGCCGAUGCCGGUGCCAAUUACUUCGUUCAAGUCAGCAAGCACCACGAAGGGUAUGCGCUGUUUGAUCUUCCAGAGAAUGUGACGAAGAGAACUUCUGUAGCUAUGAAACCACACAGAAACCUGAUCCAGGAACUCUUCGAUGCGUCAAAAAGGUACCAGCCACAACUCCACCGUGCGGUGUACUAUUCCCUACCGGAGUGGUUUAAUCCCGAUUAUAAGAAAUAUGGCUUUUCGACUUGGCCGGGGGGAAACGCCACAAACCCUUUCACAAACAAGACUCUACCGUAUACGGGAUGGGUGCCGGUCAAUGACUAUAUUGCCGACAAGAUGCUUCCCGAAAUGAACACCUUAGCCGACAUGGGUACGGAGAUUAUGUGGUGUGACAUUGGUGGACCCAAUCGGACUCUUGAGUUUGCAUCCAAAUGGUUCAAUCGGGCGGCCAAGGAAAACCGCCAAGUUGUCAUGAAUUCCCGCUGUGGUCUUCCGGGCGAUUUUGAUACACCAGAAUAUGCUUCCUACGACGGAGUACAGGUUCGCAAAUGGGAGAGCAGCUUAGGAAUGGAUCCCUACAGCUAUGGAUACAAUCGAGCUACACCUUUGGCGAGCUAUAUGAAUGCCUCUUCGAUUGUGACCCAGCUCGUUGACAUCGUCAGCAAGAACGGAAACUUACUUCUCGACGUUGGUCCAACUGCAGAUGGAACCAUUGUAGACGUGGAGCAAAGGCAUCUGCGACAGGCUGGUACUUGGAUCAAAAGCCAUGCUGAGGCCAUUUUCAACACUACCUACUGGUUCGUUACCCCCGAGGAAGGGGACAAUGUCAGAUUCACUACGUCGCUUGAAGCAUUUUAUAUCCAGACCCUCGCCAGACCUAACGGCACUAUGACCUUUUCGAGUCCAAUCCCCUACGUGCAUGGUGACAAGGUCACUGUCGUGGGAGGGAAGAUGCACGGAACAGUCGUGCCGAGCAGAAAGGACAGCAAUGGCUCGUUGACAUUGUCUAUCAGCAAGGAUGUUGCAGCCGCUGACCGAUUCGCCUGGGUAUUCAAGAUUGCGUAUUAG
Molecule: messenger RNA, 2487 nt
Organism: Penicillium atrosanguineum
Lineage: Eukaryota; Fungi; Ascomycota; Eurotiomycetes; Eurotiales; Aspergillaceae
Exons: 5
Coding region: 1-2487 (828 amino acids)
Biological process (GO): glycoside catabolic process; fucose metabolic process
Cellular component (GO): lysosome
Molecular function (GO): alpha-L-fucosidase activity
Source: RefSeq, a predicted model, not a curated record